GAAGAGUAUAAUUUACUAAAAACUACUCCGUAUUUGAUGAAGUGUGGAAAGGAGAAAACGAGAAGAAACAAAAAUGUCGUCGUUUCAGCUCCACCUUGCCCGGUACGGCCACUUACCAUCUUCUCUCCCAAAUCUUUCACCACUUGCGACCUUUUCAAAGUUUCAUCACUCACUUGCAGCCCCAAGACAGAAGAAUGGUUGCACGAAAGGGAUAUCGCCGGCGAGCGCAAAGCGGCGGGCGAUGUCAUCAAGCAAGAUUACCUUCCAUCGUGCAAUUUCAGCCUCGCUCGAUUUAACUGAAGACAAUAUCAAGCAGGUCUUGGUUGAAGCUCGGACAGAGCUUUCUCAACUGUUUGAUAUCUCAGUUGGGAUUACAGGAAAAGUAGAACUGGCAGAAGUAGAUGGACCGUACGUGAAGAUUAGUCUGAGUGGCAAGUUUUGGCAUAAACGUUCCACUGUUGUAGCUAGGAUUGGAAAUUACCUAAAGCAAAGAAUCCCUGAAAUCCUAGAGGUUGAUAUAGAAGAUGAGCAGCAGUUGGAUGAUAGCCCUGAAAACUUCUGAGUCUCUUUGAGCUGAGGCAGCACUGACCCUUCCCAGUGGCUUCCCAUCAAACUGAACCACCCACUUGAGCUUCCAAAGCUUUGAAAUAUUUUCCAAUUGUUAUAUCAUCGUCAUAUUUUACUGUGUUUAAGGACAUCACAACAUUAGUAGGGUUUUGGCCUCCCCACCUAAGAGACAGACCACCGGGUACCUCAUUUUCGCUUCAUGGCAUGCUUUGGAGUGGGCUGUGGAGUAGUUCAUAGGGCAGGAGGCGAGAAUCUACUUUUGGAGCAAGUACAAUAGUAGCCGUGGACUUAUGUAAUUAGAGUAUCAUCGAUGAACUCUUCUUAUCUUAGGUAAACAGGUCGAGCAGAAUAUUGAAUGUAACAAGGCAAGUGUGAAGAUACCUAAUGUUGCAUUGAUUGUCCACUCUCAGUUCCUCAUGGUUAUUAUCAAACAUGUUUGGAGAUUGUAAAGGCUGGUUAUUACUCCCGCCGUCCCGCAAAAUAGUUCCCGGUUAUCUUUUUGGGCCGUCCCAAAAAACAGUUCUCAUUCCCCUUUUUGGAAAGUUUUGUAUGACUCACAUUCAUUUACCUUUUCUUACUCAACCAUAAUCAUACAUUUCCAUUUUAUUCUCA
This is a messenger RNA of Cuscuta europaea, 1179 nucleotides long. Lineage: Eukaryota; Viridiplantae; Streptophyta; Magnoliopsida; Solanales; Convolvulaceae. The record is from the annotation of a GenBank genome assembly.